Messenger RNA from Hibiscus syriacus, 1486 nucleotides. Its product is annotated as probable protein phosphatase 2C 13. Bases 106 to 1203 code for a protein of 365 amino acids. NCBI's taxonomy places the organism in Eukaryota, Viridiplantae, Streptophyta, Magnoliopsida, Malvales, Malvaceae. Gene Ontology annotation, biological process: protein dephosphorylation. The record is from RefSeq and is a predicted model, not a curated record. Gene Ontology annotation, molecular function: cation binding; protein serine/threonine phosphatase activity. The transcript is spliced from 2 exons.
CUAAACCCUAGAAAGUGUUCAUUUGAUAUUCUUGAAAAAAUAAAAUAAAAAGAGUUUUGUUUAUCAAGGGGACGGUAUUUGUCCGAUUCGUGGUUGUUCUUAGAGAUGAUUGUUAGUUCUAAUAUGGGAGCCGAAGCCGAUAUAAUUUUUCGCCACCAAGCUGUUGAUGUAAUGUCCAUCUCUACCCAGGUUUCCCGCUUCGAUUCGGUUGCAGCUUGUGCUGAGACCAUUGGUGAUGCUGUUAUCGAGACAUCUGUUGUCAAAUUUGUGCCAAGAAUUCGAUCUGGCAGCUGUGUGGAUAUUGGUCCUAGGAGAUCUAUGGAGGACGAACACAUAAGGAUUGACGACCUAUCUUCUCAUCUGGGUUCUAUCUUUAACCCUUUGAUGCCAAGUGCUUUUUAUGCUGUUUUUGAUGGUCAUGGUGGUGCUGAUGCAGCUGCUUAUAUCAAGAGCAAUGCUACAAGGUUAUUUUUCAAAGAUUUUGAUUUUCCACAGGUAGCUGAUAUCGAUGCUGUUUUCUUGAAAGCGUUGGAGGAUUCUCAUAGGAAGGCAUUUUUGCUUGCGGACCUUGCCAUGGCUGCUGAAAGCAGUGUUAGCAGUUCUUGUGGAACAACAGUGCUGACUGCUCUUGUACUUGGAAGGCAUUUGCUAGUUGCAAAUGCUGGUGAUUGUCGAGCUGUUCUUUGCCGAAAAGGUGCCGCUGUUGAAAUGUCCCAAGACCAUAGACCAUCUUACUUGCCAGAGCGCAAGCGAGUUGAGGAAUUGGGUGGCUACAUUGAUGAUGGGUAUCUUAAUGGUUAUCUUUCAGUCACUCGAGCUCUUGGAGAUUGGGACAUGAAAUUCCCUCUUGGAUCGGCAUCGCCUCUGAUUGCAGAGCCAGAUGUUAGACAGAUUGUAUUAUCAGAGGAUGAUGAAUUUUUGAUCAUUGGUUGUGAUGGCAUUUGGGAUGUCAUGUCAAGCCAGUUUGCCGUCAGCCUGGUUCGCCGAGCUCUAAGACGACAUGAUGACCCCAAAGAGUGUGCCAGAGAAUUAGUCAAUGAAGCAACGCGCUUGAAUUCAUCAGAUAAUCUCACUGCAAUCAUUAUCUGCUUUUUUACCCCUGCUUGUGUCGAGUCAUGCCCUCCCCAACGGCGGAGGUUUAGGAGCUGCAAUCUAUCAGAGGAGGCCAGGAAUAGGCUGAAGAGCUUGCUAGAAGGCAAUUGAAUUUGAAUGUGCAUACAAAUUAAUUUUCUCAUCUAUUUACCGUUUGUUACUCCUAGAGAACUUUUGCAAUCUGUUUUGGGCUGUUUCAGAGAGUUUAGAAAGGAAAACAAAAACAAAAAGCAGCCUGCGGUUUUGUAGGUGUGGGAGAGUGCUAAAUAUCGGAUUGUGUUUUUUUCUUUUAUAAUGUCUGGUGGUGUAAAACUACAUUGCAGGAUUUUUUGAAUUGAUUGUAAUGGGGUUUCUCACUGCAGAAAUGGUGUCAUAAAUUCGAUGACAUUCUUUG